UUGGGUGGGCUCCUGGGCAGCCUGAUGUAGUAGCUGGCAACCGUGCCCAUGGCAGGGGGAUUGAAACUGGAUGGGCGUUAAGAUCUCCUCCAACCCAAGCCAUUGUAUGAUUCAAUAAUCCUUCACUAAAGCUCCAAAUGUUCCGGACCAGCAGACACAUUGCUGCAGGGGGGCUUCCCCCCUAUAACACCGCUGUCGCUCCCUGACACGAUGCGAACACUGGGAAAGCGGCACAGAUCCCACAGUCAUCUAGUAAUACUUCUCUUUAAAAGCACAAGGUUGCGUUCUAGAGGAAUUUUGCUUGCUCUACAGAUCAGAGAGUGGUAAGAUAAGAUAUCUUCUUUCACACAGACACACAAGAUAUCCAAGCACUAAUAAAACGAAGCAGUCACCCAGCAGGGAGGGAGGAGACUUCCCUUCAUUCACCUGCGGUGACUGCCCCGCCACUGUCCCACCCGGCAGGAACGUGGCACUGUCAGCCUAUCCGUCGCGCGGCACCGAUCAUUUCACCGCUCCCUCGAGGAGGACAGCGGGCGCCCCGUGGCGAGGCAGCGCUGGUCCGGGCGGGCAGCGCGUCGCUCCCAAGCGCGGUCCGGGCAUGCGGCUCUGCGUGAGGAAUCCCCCUGCGGCGCGGCGGCGCUGCGCGGCGCUGCUCGGCUCCCUGCUGCUGGCCGCCGCCGUGGCGCUGCGCGGCACUGCCCGGACCUGCCGCGACGCCCACCCGCGCUGCCGGGACCGCCUCUACGGGGCGCUGCGGCUCGAGCCCCGCUGGAGGAUCAACUGCUCGGGGGUGGUCCACGGGGACGAGAAGUCGGUGCAGGACGCCCUGCUGAGCAACCUGGAGGUGAAGAACAAGAGGGACCCUCUUACCCCCGAGGACUACCUGAACAUGACGAAGGACUGCAGCAGCUUCAAGGAGAGCCGGCGCUACAUUGAGUUCCCGCUGAGCGAGGAGGAGGCCGACUUCCCCAUCGCCUACUCCAUGGUCAUCCACCACAAGAUCGAGAUGUUCGAGCGGCUCCUGCGCUCUCUCUACGCCCCGCAGAACGUCUACUGCGUCCACGUGGACAGCAAAGCCCCCGCCGCCUUCCAGCAGGCCGUGCGGGCCAUCGCCGCCUGCUUCCCCAACGUCUUCGUGGCCAGCCGCCUGGAGAGCGUGGUGUACGCCUCCUGGUCCCGGCUGCAGGCCGACCUCAACUGCAUGCAGGACCUGCUGCAGAGCCCCGUGCCCUGGCGCUACGUCCUCAACACCUGCGGCACCGACUUCCCCAUCAAGACCAACGCGGAGAUGGUCCGUGCGCUGCAGGUGCUGCAGGGGCAGAACAGCAUGGAGUCGGAGAAGCCGACGGCUUACAAGCAGGAGCGCUGGAAGUACCACCACCAAGUGGAGCACGUCAUCCUCCGCACGGCCACAGCAAAGCCGCCGCCGCCGCUCCCCUCGCCCAUGUUCACGGGCAGCGCCUACAUCGCAGCGACGCGGGCCUUCGUGCAGCACGUGCUGGAGGACCCCGCGGCGCAGCAGUUCCUCGAGUGGGCCAAGGACACCUACAGCCCCGACGAGCACGUGUGGGCCACGCUGAACCGCGCGCCCGGCGUGCCCGGCGCCGUGCCCCACAACGACAAGUUCCAGCUGUCCGACAUGAACGCGCUGCCCCGCCUGGUCAAGUGGCAGUACUUGGACGGCGACACCAGCCGGGGAGCGCCCUACCCGCCCUGCACCGGCCGCUUCCAGCGCAGCGUCUGCAUCUACGGGUCCGGGGAUGUGGCCUGGAUGCUGCGGCAGCACCACCUCUUGGCCAACAAGUUCGACACCGAAGUAGACGACGCCGCCAUCCAGUGUCUCGAGAAGCACCUGCGCCGUAAGGCCCUCCUCGGCCGAGGACUCUGAGGGGACAGCGGGCACGGCCUCGCGCGUCUCCCGCCCGGCGGCGGGAAGUGCCGGACCCCGUGAGGCGGCGCGCGGGGCCGAACUGGCGCGCGGGGC
Messenger RNA from Numida meleagris (helmeted guineafowl), 1984 nucleotides. RefSeq names its product glucosaminyl (N-acetyl) transferase 3, mucin type (gene GCNT3). NCBI's taxonomy places the organism in Eukaryota, Metazoa, Chordata, Aves, Galliformes, Numididae. Bases 599 to 1888 code for a protein of 429 amino acids. Gene Ontology annotation, molecular function: acetylglucosaminyltransferase activity. The transcript has a single exon. The record is from RefSeq and is a predicted model, not a curated record. Gene Ontology annotation, cellular component: membrane.